UUCUCUCCCUCCCUCUCUGCGCACAAAACGUUGCACGUUCCUUUUGAACCAGCAAUUACACGAUCUCCAAAAUCUGUAAGUUUUCACAUGUCACACGCAUCAUUCUCUUUUAUUUCCUCUCCUUUAAUUUCACACUUUUUUUUUCCUAAAUAGUUUUCAUUUUACUCCUUAUUUAUUACUAAUUUUUACUUAAAAAUUAAUUGAAUGAAAUUUUGAUGAGUAUCUAUAAUUCUAUAUUGUGAUUCAAGGUUUACUUGUAAACUUAGAUCGGCUUUCAUGGAUUCAAAUAGCCCAUCUUCUUCCUUUUCUUCUGGCCGUAAGUGGAAAUAUGACGUAUUUUUAAGUUUCAGAGGUGAAGAUACUCGCAAGAGUUUUACAGAUCAUCUUUACACUACUUUGAAACAAAAAGGAAUUUUCGCCUUUAGGGACAACGAAGAACUCGAAAGAGGCAAACCUAUUAAACCUGAGCUUUUAGAAGCAAUAGAAGAAUCAUUGUAUGCUAUUGUCAUUCUCUCGAAAAAUUAUGCAUCCUCAACAUGGUGCUUGGAUGAACUUGUAAAGAUCGUGGAAUGUAAAGAUAAAAUAGGGUUAAUAGUUCAUCCCAUUUUCUAUGAUGUGGAACCAUAUGAAGUGCGAAAACAAACAGGAUUUUAUGCACAAGCCUUUGUCAAACAUGAAAAAGAGAAUAUAGAUAAAGUUCAAAAGUGGAGAGCUGCUUUGAAAGAAGUGGCCAAUCUCUCUGGUUUGUCUUUGCAUGAUAGGUAUGAGUCAGAAUUUAUCCAAGAUAUUGUGGAAUCCAUAUCACAUAAAUUGAGAUAUCGAUUCCCAAAAGAUACCAAAGGAUUAGUUGGAAUAGAUUCCCGAGUGGAGGAUUUGAUGUCGCUUUUAGCUAUAGGAUCAAAUGAUGUUUUCUUUGUCGGGAUUUGGGGAAUGGGUGGAAUUGGUAAGACAACUCUUGCAAGAGUUGUUUAUGAGAUGGUUUUAAGUGAAUUUGAAGGUCAUUGUUUUAUUGCUAAUGUUAGGGGUGAAUCUGAAAAAUGUGGGUUACUUCCAUUACAACAAAAACUUAUUCGUGAGAUUUUGAUGGAGGAAAGUGUGAAUAUAAGGGAUGAUUAUGAUGGAGUUGAUAUGAUCAAGAAUAGGUUGUGUCAUAAAAAGAUUCUUCUUGUUCUUGAUGAUGUAAAUCAAUUCAAUCAACUAGAAAAGUUAGUCGGGGACUCUAAAUGGUUUGGUCAAGGUAGCAGAGUCAUCAUAACAACAAGAGAUGAACAUUUGAUAAGACAUAAAGUAAAUAGUAUAUAUGAGGCUCAAGGAAUGAAUGAUAUUGAGGCUCUUCGUCUUUUUAGUUUGAAAGCCUUCAAAGAAUAUGAUCCACCCAAAGAUUAUCUAUCCUUGUCCACAUCUUUUAUAGAUUAUGCUAAAGGUCUACCUUUAGCUAUUGAUGUUUUGGGUUCUUUUUUGUACGAUAGAAGUAAGGAGGAAUGGGAGGGUACGUUAAAUAGGCUCAAAGAAUAUCCUAACAAAAAAAUUAUUGAAAUACUUGAAAUAGGUUUUGAUGGACUUCAAGGUACAGAAAAAGAAAUAUUUCUAUAUAUCGCAUGUUUCUUCAAUAUGAAGGCAAAAAAUUAUAUAGUAGAAAUACUAGACUAUCUUGGCCUUCACCCUAAAAUUGGAUUAAAGGUUCUCAUUGAAAGGUCUCUCUUAAAAUAUUAUGAAAAUAAAUAUUGGAUGCAUGACUUACUACAACAAAUGGGACAAGACAUGGUUCGUCGAGAUUGUCCUCUAGAACCUGAAAAGUGGAGCAAAUUAUGGCUAUAUAAGGACAUUCGCAGUGUGUUGAUGAAAAAUAUGGAAAUGGAAGCAGUUCAAGGACUUGUCCUUCAAUUUGGUGAACUAUAUAACUCAGAAAAGGCACAUUGGAAUCUUGAAGCCUUUCCAAAGAUGCCUAACCUUAAAUUGCUUAUAAUUCAUGAUGUUCAACUUCUACACGGUCCCAAACAUCUUUCUAACAACUUAAGAUUUCUUGAUUGGAGUGGGUAUCCUUCAAAAUCGUUGCCAUCGAAUUUUCAACCAGUUGAGCUUGUUGAACUUCACUUGUUGCAUAGCAAAAUUGAAUGGCUUUGGAAAGGAACAAAGUAUUUGGACAAGUUAAAGCUCAUCAAAUUGAACAAUUCCUUAAACCUCUUUGCAACCCCUGAUUUCACCGGAAUUCCCAACCUUGAGAAAUUAGUUCUUGAUGGUUGUAUAAAGUUACAUGAGGUUCACCCAUCUAUUAUGUUUCUUAAAAGGCUUACUCUUCUUGAUCUAGAAAACUGCAAAAGCCUUAGAAGUCUUCCAAGCAAGUUUGAAAUGGAGUCUCUUGAAAUUCUCAUUCUUUCUGGCUGUUCAAAAAUCAAGAGAAUUCCAGAAUUUAUGGUAAAUAUGAAACACGUAUCAAAACUUCACUUAAAUGGCACUGCUAUUACGAAACUUCCCUCUUCAAUUGAACAUUUGACUAACCUUGAUUCAUUGCAUUUAAGAGAUUGCAAGAAUCUUGUGUGUCUUCCCAGUAUCAUCUAUAGCUUCAAGUCACUUAAAGAUAUUAAUUUGGCUGGAUGCUCGAAGCUUGACGGUCUACCGGAGAAGCUGUGGAAUGUUGAAAGUCUAGAGAAGCUCAAUGCGAGUGGAAUUACUUUAAGAGAGCCGCCUUCCUCUGUUGUUACGUUAGAGAAUCUUAAAAAACUAUCUCUUCAGGGAUGUAAAGGGCCACCACAUAAACUAUGGAAAAAUCUGUUCUCCUUAAAUUUAAUGCCAAGAAGAAGCCUAAAUCCUGUGAGCUUGUUGUUGCCUUACCUUUUGAGUAUGGGUUCUUUAAAGAAAUUGGACCUGAGUGACUGUAAUCUUGAAACAAUCCCUAAUGAUAUUGGAAACUUAUCCUCUAUAACCAAAUUAAAUCUAAGUGGAAAUCACUUUAGUUCCCUUCCUGAAAGCAUGGUGCAACUAUCUAAAUUGGAGCGUAUUGAAUUAUUCAAUUGCACAAGACUUCGUUCAUUGCCACAAUUGCCAUCAACGUUUUCUGUGGUUGAAGCAAAUAAUUGUGACUCAUUGGAAAUGUUUCCAAAUGGAUUUAAAUCAUUUAAGUUUUUUAGAAGGCUUUCCCUCAUCAACUGCUUCAAAUAUGUUGGUCAGAGUGACAUGUCCUCUAAUAUGCUGGGAAUGCUUUUGAAAGCUUAUGAGAAAAUCUACAAGAAAUCUAUAGGAUUCCAUAACAACGGUGCCUUUACUUCUGUGAUUCUUGGGAGUGAAAUUCCGAAAUGGUUUACACAUCAGAGUGAGGGGGAUACAGUCAGUGCACAAGUUACUCAUCAAAACGAAAAUAAGUGGAUUGGAAUUGUUGUGUGUGUUGUGCCUAUGCCAUGCCUCAAUUGUGAGAGUCUUUUGCAUUGUGUAAUUCUAUCCAAUGAACAUCGUGUUUCACAGUUUUAUAUAGGCUAUUGCCCUAGGUUUGUUAAGAUUAAAUUAGAUCACCUUUGGUCAUCCUAUAUACCCUCUCAAGCAUUUAGUGAGAAUGAGAGAGCAGUAUUGGGUCAAAUUGAUGAGAAUGGAUUCAUACAGAUGAAGCUUAAAUUUCUAUGGGAUUCCAAGAUUAAGAAAUGUGGGUUUCGUGUAGUAUAUGAACAAGACAUUGAAGACAUCAGAGAAAUAAUAUCAGCUCAAUCCAGCAGCAACACCUUCAUCACUCCUUACGAGGGUUUGGUUGUUCAUCACAAUUCAACAGAAGGAAUCAAAUUGAAGCGAAGCCGUGGUGAAUAUGAUGGAGAAGGCAGCUCUAACAAUGUCCUACACUCAAAGAGGAUUGAAAGAUAGAGAAUUAACGUAUAGGCUCAUGCUAAAUCUAAUCGCAAGGAUUCUAAUGAAGAGAAAGUAGGCCAUGAUACAAAGAACUCUUCCUUGUCCACAAUAUUGUUUACAGGACAUCUAUAGUCUAUGAGUUUUUUUUUGGUCAAAAUGUCAUUGCCAUUACUAGUUUCUUAAACCUCUUAGUGUUUAGCUUACUAUGUCAUUUUCAUUUUACCACCUUGUACAAAUUUUUCCUUAAAAGAAUAAAUCCCAAUUUUUAAUUAACUAGUUUUGAAUUUUUUUUGAUAAUAAGUUAGAAGGAAAUUUAAUCCAGAUCAACCAUAUAUACAUCACUUGCUUGUUUUAUUUUAAAUUAUUAAAGUUUUUUGUUUUUGUUGUUUAAUUACACAAAAUUCUUAUUGACUUUCUAUUAGUUUUUGUGGAAAGUUAACGCACAUCAACCAUUGUAUUUUCUUUGUUGACUGUUGAGUAUAUUUGCACUCACCAGCAAUUUCUCAUACUUCCCUCUCUCACUCACCGUCAACGGCUCCUGAAGUAGCUACAAGUAGUGGCAAAACAAACUGUGAAGGUGAGUGCUUUUUCUUUUCUUUUUUGGUCUCAUAACUGAAUGAAUCAUUGUUGUCCAUUUUUGUUUCCUUGGAUUUCAUUUGAUAGAAUCAUAUUUUUGUGUUUGGUAAUGAGAUGAAGACACAUGUUAGAAUGCACUCACCAGUGGAUUCUCAUUCUUCCUCAUCUCACUCAUAGUCAGCAGCUCCUGACGUAGUUGCAAGUAGUGGCAGAACAAUUGUCCGUGAAAGCCAGUGGCUCCUGAAGUAGUUGUAAGCAGUGGCAAAACAAUCGUCUGUGAAAGGUGAAACUUUUUUUUUGGUCUCAUACCUAAAAGCAUCAUUGUUGUCCAUUUUCGUUUUGUUGGAUUUCAUUUGAUGGAAUCAUAUUUCUAUACUUGAUGUAAUGAGAGGAAGACACAUAUGUUUGAAUGCACUCACCAGCGGUUUCUUAUUCUUCCCUCUCUCACUCAUGGUCAACAACACUUGAAGUAGUUGCAAACAGUGGUAGAACAACAGUCCCGUGAAAGGUGAAUGGAACUGUAUAAGUAAGAAUUGCCCCAAGAUUGAAUGGUGAAGAUCAGCAUUUGGUUUCCCAAAGUAAUUCCAAAACAAGUGUUUAUAGGUUGGCUAAGGGUUCACAACAGAUUGUCUACAAAAGAUCGAAUGUUUUUGUGAUAUGCUAAUCUUGAUGCUCAAAGUGUUGUUUGUAAAAGAAGAAUUAAAAGUAUAGACCACUUAUUUUGUGAUUGUUCUUUCUUGAUGAUGAUAUGGUGAACCAUAAUGAGCUACUGCCUAAAACCCAAAGUUCUAUUAGCUGAUUAUGUUCUAUGAUGAGAAAUCACUUGUGUCUAGACUGGCAUACUGUGUAUCAUAUUUGGCUUCAGAGGAAUGCUAGUAUUCAUCAAGGAAGACUAUUUUCUGAAGAGGCUAUGGUUAAAAUGAACAUGUGGGAAGUGAAGAACAAAGUUGAAUGUAGCAGUUAUUGCAAUUCUGUUCAAAUCAAGAGAAUAUGUUGUCUUUGGGGCUAUUUGAUGUUCUGUAUUUCAAAAUAGUAGCAAUUAAUGGUCCUUGUCUCCUUGAACUAGCAGAUUUGGAAAUUUCAUUGUAAAGUUUAUGGUGCAGUGUUGACUGUUUCUGUAUUAGUGUUGUAUUGUUUGGUUGUAUUUUGAACU
Messenger RNA from Quercus robur (English oak), 5560 nucleotides. Its product is annotated as TMV resistance protein N-like. The transcript has 8 exons. Bases 277 to 3846 code for a protein of 1189 amino acids. The record is from RefSeq and is a predicted model, not a curated record. NCBI's taxonomy places the organism in Eukaryota, Viridiplantae, Streptophyta, Magnoliopsida, Fagales, Fagaceae. Gene Ontology annotation, molecular function: ADP binding; protein binding. Gene Ontology annotation, biological process: signal transduction; defense response.